Dicentrarchus labrax (European seabass) is the source of this 2615-nucleotide messenger RNA. RefSeq names its product gap junction alpha-3 protein-like. The transcript has 3 exons. The record is from RefSeq and is a predicted model, not a curated record. Gene Ontology annotation, biological process: cell communication. The coding region runs from base 558 to 1637 and encodes 359 amino acids. Gene Ontology annotation, cellular component: connexin complex. Lineage: Eukaryota; Metazoa; Chordata; Actinopteri; Moronidae.
UUGAGAGUGCGUCCAGCAGGUUACGUGUGUGUGUGUGUGUGUUGUGGUGGUCAGUGGAGGGGCCUGGAUCUUGAUUCCUGCCUGAGCUGUAUUUUGAAAAAAAGGACACAGAGUGAGUGGGUUUGUCGGUGUGGAACAGAGGUUGUGGCUAGCAGAAGUCCACUUUUCCUGUCCAUUCAAGGGCAUUGCUGGGGGGCCGAAGAUCAGCUUUGCACUGAGGCCUGUCGGCAAAGCAGACGGCCUCAUGGACCCUCGAAGACGUGCAGGGCUUCACCACAGGGGAUGUAUAAGCUGACAAGAUCAUGUUGCUGUGACUCAGGCCGUGAAGGCUGGGAGCCACAGAAUCAUGACUGGAACCUGCCUACCUCCUGUCCACACUUGCCAAAUAUAUACCCUCCUAAAGUAAAUAUAAUCCUGUCCGCAUCCACGUGGAAAAGGCCACUACCUGCUCGGAAGCAGAGUCUUCCAGUUGUACACUCGGUUAGCAGCUUGGCUCCCUAGAGACUGAUUUGGUCUGAGCUCUGCUGAACUUGUCCCAGGUCUGAGCUCACACAGCCAUGGGGGACUGGAACCUUCUGGGAAAGCUUUUAGAAAAAGCCCAGGAACACUCGACUGUGGUGGGGAAAGUGUGGCUCACUGUCCUGUUCAUCUUCCGCAUCCUGAUCCUGAGUGCUGCGACAGAGAAGGUGUGGGGCGACGAGCAGUCAGGCUUCACCUGCGACACCAAGCAGCCCGGUUGUGAGAACGUGUGCUAUGACAUCACUUUCCCCAUCUCCCACGUUCGCUUUUGGGUGCUGCAGAUCAUCUUUGUGUCCACACCUACGCUGAUCUACCUGGGACACAUCCUCCAUCUGGUGCGGAUGGAGGACAAGCAUAAAGAGAGAGAACAGGGACAUCAUUCAGACAAACAGGCCCUUAUUGUGGAUGCUAAGCACAAAAAGGCUCUGGUGAGGGACAAUAAGGGCCGGGUGCGCCUACAGGGGGAGCUCUUGCGGACUUAUGUCUUAAAUGUGGUCUUUAAAACCCUGUUUGAGGUGGGCUUCAUAGUGGCUCAAUACCUCUUGUACGGCUUUGAGCUGAAGCCCAUGUACACAUGUGACAGACCGCCCUGCCCCAAUGUGGUAAACUGCUACAUAUCCCGUCCCACAGAAAAAACUAUCUUCAUCAUCUUCAUGCUGGGAGUGGCCAGCGUGUCUCUGCUCCUCAACCUCAUAGAGGUCUACCACCUGGGCUUCACUAAGUGCCGCCAGGGCAUCACCUUCAGGAGAACUCAAAUGUCCCCUGAGGGCAUCCCCAAGGAGCCCAGCGAGACGUCUGUGCCGUUUGUGCCGAGUUACGACGACUACUUCCACGGGCACCAACAAGUCCAGCCGCCCUACCCGCCCGUCCCCAGCUACAACCUCUCCCCUCUGUCCGAUGGCACAGACUCGUCCUUCCACCCCUACCACAGCAAGGCGGCGUACAAACAGAAUAAGGACAACUUGGCUGUUGAAAGGAGCAGCAGCAAGCCAGAGGAAUGUGACCUGAAAGGAAAGAAGGGAGCAGGAUCAGCCCCUGGGUCACCUACGCAGGCCAGACCAGGCCGCAGUGCCAAACACAGCAACAACAAGACUAGAAUAGACGAUCUGAAGAUAUGAAGAGGUUUAUGUUUCUCUGAGGGGUCUUAAAUUGCUGUGAGGGGAUCAGAUGUUGUUUAGUAGCAUUCAUACAUGCUGAACUGACCCCCCCCCCCCUUAAAAUGACACAGGUUCGACUCAUUCCAACUAAAGGGAGGGACAUUUAUAGGGCACACAGAGAAGCUGCAGUUGUACAGUAAUGUGUAAAGAUUAAUGUGGUUGAAAAAUCACAUUUGUAAUGAACUUAAACCUCUUCAAGGUGUCCCAUAGCUGGGAAUUUCUUUUUCUUUUGAAACACUGAAAUUGGAUUUCACAUUAGACUGUAUGGUAAACCAUCUGUGGCAAUGCCAUAUUUUCCAAUUUUCAAUGUUGAUUAGUAUUGGUUUGUUUUUAUUAAUUGAUUUGUGUAUGGUAGGAAUCUUCACUAUUCACUAUUGUCACUGAGAAUCUAACAAAAUCAUCAGAAAGUACUGACUGCUCAGGUUUUACAUUCAACAUAUCUUUUUUUUUUUUUUUUUCAAUGUGUGAUGAAUGUGAAUGAACCCAAAAAUGCAACAAUAUGUAUAAAGUUGCCCAAACCUUGGGAACAGAAUCCAGGGCAGAAACUUGUUGAGCACCAGCCUGACCUCAUUUGAGGAAAUCAGAUAGGGCAAAUAGUUAAAUUUAACUUCCUUUAAGUGUUUUGAGGUCACCAUGUAGCAUAGUUCACUUGCUUAGACUUGAAGUGAAAAGUUGUGCAAUACCUGACAACACAUUGGACACUGGAAAUAUUGUACGUAAUUCCAGGACGCGCCUCAAAAGAAACUGCACUGGUCUCAGGAGUUCCCACAUUUGUACUCUCUCUUUUUAUUGCGACAGCCAGCAAGUAGAUAAUUAUAAGCACAUUGUUUUGUUUAUCCUUGUUUAUAUCUGUGUUUGUGUCAUUUGUUUUCUGUAAAGCACUUGGUGACAACCAUAUUUGUACAACUGCUUGAAAUAAAUCUGUCUUAAAUUUGCAAA